UCUUGUUUUUUGAAAAUUGACCCUGACAGGGAAGACAAAAUGGCGACCAGGAUGGCUACUCUGAAUCGUCUGAAUGUUGCUCUUCGCACUUGCCGAAGAUUUUAUUCAGCUCAAGCUGGGGAGCAUGGCCAUGAGAGUGCCAAAAGGUGGAAGAGCGCCUUCUUCUUCCUUGGGGCCCCUGCCGUUGCUCUAGUGUACUACAAUUCAUACUACAUUAUGCCCCAGCACCCAGAGAGAGACGAGUUUGUAGCCUAUCCUCAUCUUAGGAUUAGAGCAAAACCCUUCCCAUGGUCAGAUGGCAACCACUCCCUGUUCCACAAUGGCUAUUACAACGCGUUGCCGGAGGGCUAUGAAGAAGGCAGUGAAGCUCUGCAUGGAGGCCACCACUGAGUGCCCGUAGCCUCCAUCCCUGGUGAUGAACUUAGCGAGAGUAUGCCUGUGCUGUGAAUGGACAUGAAGAGACGUGAUUGCCACAGGUCAAUACAGAACAGGUCAAGAGUCCAUGUUCACCCACAGUGGGCGUCCAUUGCUAUUGGAUGAACGUUUCGAAGUUUUGGUUUUGGUCGUUACCACCAAUGAUAAAGAAUAUUGGCCUUGUAUGUAUGCUGUAGAACAUUUGGUUUGUGUUUGAUUUUAAUGAGUACGGUACAAUGAACCCAGUUAUUGUGAAAUAAACUUUGAAUACAA
Aplysia californica (California sea hare) is the source of this 687-nucleotide messenger RNA. RefSeq names its product cytochrome c oxidase subunit 6A, mitochondrial. Lineage: Eukaryota; Metazoa; Mollusca; Gastropoda; Aplysiida; Aplysiidae. Gene Ontology annotation, molecular function: enzyme regulator activity. Gene Ontology annotation, biological process: mitochondrial electron transport, cytochrome c to oxygen. The transcript is spliced from 3 exons. Bases 40 to 390 code for a protein of 116 amino acids. The record is from RefSeq and is a predicted model, not a curated record. Gene Ontology annotation, cellular component: mitochondrial inner membrane.